AUGGCUGAACAGAUAGGCUUUAUUGGACUGGGAAUAAUGGGCAAACCAAUGGCCCGCAAUCUUAUGAAGGCGGGCUAUGAGCUUACCGUUUACGAUAUCGUAGGCGAACCUGUGGAAGAGUUGGCUACUGAAGGUGCAAAGCCGGCAUCUUCUGGUAAGGAUGUCGCUGCGGUCACCGACAAGAUAAUCACCAUGCUUCCUGACUCGGCCGAUUCGGAACGGGCCAUACUGGGACCAGACGGAGUGUUGGAGGGUGCCAAACCCGGGUCCAUCAUCAUUGACAUGAGCUCGAUAUCUCCGAUUAUGUCCCAGAAAAUAUCCGCAGAAUGCGCUCUCAAGGGAGUGGAAAUGCUGGACGCUCCGGUGAGCGGCGGCGAACCGGGCGCCAUUAACGGAACCCUGGCUAUUAUGGUUGGGGGCAAGCAGGAGAUUUACGACCAGUGCGUGGACCUGUUUGACAUCAUGGGGGGCACCAUCAAUCUGACCGGCGAAAUUGGAGCUGGCAAUACUACGAAGCUUGCCAAUCAGAUAAUCGUGGCCCUUAACAUCGAGGCGCUAAGCGAGGCGUUGGUGCUGGCGCAGAAAGCGGGCGUCGACCCCGAAAAGGUAUUCAAUGCCAUUCGAGGCGGGUUGGCCGGCAGCGCGGUGAUGGAAGCCAAGGCGCCCAUGAUGCUUGAUCGCAACUUCCGCGCCGGUUUCAGGAUUCGCCUUCACCAAAAGGACCUGCGCAACGUUCUGCAAGCGGCACAGGAGUUGAAUGUACCUUUGCCUGCGACGGCUCUGGUCCAGCAAAUGCUUGGUUCCCUGGUCAAUGAUGGUGACCAGGAACUGGACCACUCGGCAAUAUUGCAUUUCGUUGAAAAGCUCUCUGACAUAGAAGUCCAGCGCGGAGGCUAG
Geodia barretti is the source of this 897-nucleotide messenger RNA. The record is from the annotation of a GenBank genome assembly. Lineage: Eukaryota; Metazoa; Porifera; Demospongiae; Tetractinellida; Geodiidae.